Molecule: messenger RNA, 630 nt
Organism: Staurois parvus
Lineage: Eukaryota; Metazoa; Chordata; Amphibia; Anura; Ranidae
Source: the annotation of a GenBank genome assembly
ACCAAGCACCUAGGCAUGCAGACUGCUUCUACAAACAUUUGUGAAAGAAUAAGUCGCUCUCAGAAGCUAAGUGAACUCCAGCUUGGUACCGUGAUAGCGUGGUACCAUGAUAGGUUGCCACCUGUGCAUUAAGUCCAUCCGUGAAAUUUCCUUGCUACUAAAUAUUCCACGGUCAACUGUUAGUGGUAUUAUAACAAAGUGGAAGCAACUGGUAACAGCAACUCAGCCACCAAGUGGUAGGCCAUGUAAAAUGGCAGAGUGGGGUCAGCGCAUGCUGAAGCGCACAGCGCGUAGAAGUCGCCAACUGUCUGCAGAGUCAAUAGCUAAAGACCUCCAAACUUCAUGUGGCCUUCAGAUUAGCAGAACAGUAUGCAGAGAGCUUCAUGGAAUGGGUUUCCAUGGCUGAGCAGCUGCAUCCAACCUUACAUCACCAAGUGCAAUGCAAAGCGUCGGAUGCAGUGGUGUAAAGCAUGCCGCCACUGGACUCUAGAGCAGUGGAGACGUGGUGGUUGCCAGGAGAACGGUACUUGCCUGACUGCUUUGUACCAAGUGUAAAGUUUGGUGGAGGGGGGAUUAUGGUGUGGGGUUGUAUUUCAGGGGUUGGGUUUGGCCCCUUAGUUCCAGAGAAGG